This is a messenger RNA of Geodia barretti, 848 nucleotides long. Lineage: Eukaryota; Metazoa; Porifera; Demospongiae; Tetractinellida; Geodiidae. The record is from the annotation of a GenBank genome assembly.
AACCCCGAGAGCACUAGACUUCUCCCAAAGGAGUUGACAGAGGAAUACAACCUCACCAUCAACCACCUGAACACUGCAUUUACCAAUGUAUCUGCCAAGCUUUCCAGGGUCAAUGUUCACAGGAGAUGGUUCAAGGCAGGGAUAUUUGGAAACAAGCAUCUCAAGCUGGUGAGCUGUGCAACAUAACCGUGUGUACCAUGCUUUACAUCGCUUCUCCAUUGCAGGCAAAUCCUGAUGUGCUUGUAUCUCCGGCUACCACUCUACCCCACCACCCUCCUUCUGGCCACCGACAUAGAACUCAUUGUCGACGUUCCCUUCAUAUUCCACACUCUACCAACCCUCAUUAAAUUCUCAUACGACCCUCACGUCACCGGAGGGUUCGGCCCCUUCUCGCUUGGCCGGCUCCACAGAGCCAGUGCUGGGGACAUGAAGUUCAGGGUGGGUGUCAGAGACAACAAGAUAUCCAUCAGACUACCUGGAACCCAGCUGAUUGGCUAUGUCUGUGACGUGGUUCCACAACACCCGAGAGAACCUACCUACAGAGUUCGUCGUUCAACUCACUCAAAUGUACAAGAUACACUUGUGAAAGAGUCAGAGUUUGACCAGUGGCUCUUUUCAAAGAACAAAGACCGUAGACUUCGAAACGGACUAUUUCGCAAGGACCCACUCAAUGACCCGGCUUUAACAGACAGUUUGAAGCAAGUAAAAGAUGGUGCCGAGAGAACUCCACUGCUAAUCACCCCAACAGUUCCUUCGAACACUGCCACAGACACUGUUUACUACAACAGCACAUUGUAGUCAAACCAUGAACUCUAGUAGAUAUUCAACUGUACUGUAUACCUAUUGAC